Perca flavescens (yellow perch) is the source of this 3286-nucleotide messenger RNA. It is a transcript of the gene tmx2b, whose product is annotated as thioredoxin-related transmembrane protein 2b. Bases 159 to 1082 code for a protein of 307 amino acids. Gene Ontology annotation, cellular component: membrane-bounded organelle. The record is from RefSeq and is a predicted model, not a curated record. The transcript has 8 exons. Gene Ontology annotation, molecular function: disulfide oxidoreductase activity. NCBI's taxonomy places the organism in Eukaryota, Metazoa, Chordata, Actinopteri, Perciformes, Percidae. Gene Ontology annotation, biological process: brain development.
GCUAAGCCGGAAGUUGUGUUUCCGGCUACUGUUACUGGUAACGUUACGCCAAGACAGCUAGUGUCGAGCCAUUCAUCUAACUGCUUCAUCACUGGCUGCCUCUGUCUUUUCGGGGUCCAUUACCAGUUUUAGUUGUAGUGCGACAGUUAAAUAGAAAAAUGGCUCUGCUAACGCCAUUAUUUGCUUUCCUGUACCACCUGCCGCAGGUGUACAAGUGGCUGCUGAAGCCCUACUAUGUAGCCUCUCUCUUCAUGUCUAUUGCCUUUCUAGCUAUCCGCAAGACCCCUGGCAUCUGCGACCAUCUGGCUACACAGCGAGAGGACGGCAACUCCUGCGACUUCGACUGGAGGGAGGUAGAGAUCCUCAUGUUCCUCAGCGCCAUCGUCAUGAUGAAGAACAGACGAGCAAUAACGGUGGAGCAGCAUUUGGGCAACAUCAUCUUGUUCAGCAAAGUGGCCAAUGUCAUCCUGUUCUUCAGACUGGACAUCAGGAUGGGACUGCUGUACCUGACACUCUGCAUAGUGUUUCUGAUGAUCUGCAAGCCUCCUCUUUACAUGGGACCAGAGUACAUCAAAUACUUCAGCGACAAAACCAUUGAUGAUGAGCUGGACAAAGACAGUCGUGUGACGUGGAUUGUUGAAUUUUUCGCCAACUGGUCUCCAGAGUGCCAGUCCUUUGCUUCCGUCUAUGCUGAUCUUUCUCUCAAGUAUAACUGUUCUGGUCUCAAGUUUGGCAAAGUGGACAUCGGACGUUAUGGAGAAGUUUCCAAAAAGUACAAGGUGUCUACAUCUCCGCUGUCCAAGCAGCUUCCGUCCUUGGUGUUGUUUCAGGGAGGGAAGGAGGUGAUGCGGCGCCCCCAGGUGGACAAGAAGGGUAGAGCUGUAUCCUGGAGCUUCACUGAGGAGAACAUCAUCCGAGAGUUCAACCUGAACGAACUCUACCAGAAAUCCAAGAAGCUCAACAAGACCAAAGAAGACAAGGUCAGCGAAUCCCAGUUCCCACCUGUCCCCGAGGAGGACGAGCCUGAGCAGCACGGAGCCCACGCAGAGGUGGCGGACUCUGAAUCCAAGAAGGACAAAUAAGACGGCUCGUUUCACUCAGCUUCCAACCCUGGAUGAAAUGUGUGGGUCCAGGUCAGCUCCUCCUCCUCCUCCGCCUGCUCUCUCAUCUUCAAAGUGAAUCAGAACAGGGCUGGCGUCGCUGCGGAUCAUCAUGAGAUUUUAAAAUCGCCACAGUACUUCUGCCUCCAUUCAGCACCAUUUAACCCUAACCCCAGUUAAACCCAAGAAUUCAACACCGGUGCAUCUACAGUGACCUCAGUCUGUUUUCCCUCUAUGAAAGAGCAAAGAGAACAAGUGUAUGCUUUUAGCAGAGGAGCAAACUGGGACACAGUAAAGCAGCUUUUUUUUUGGGUGGGGGUGGGGGGUUGUAAUGCUCAAACCUGGCCCAGUAUAAUGCUGCAAGGCCUGGAAAUGUGCUGUGCAGACCUGCCACGUGCACUGGGUUACGAAGUCUACACCACACAUUUCUGAUGGUUAAAGCUGUGAAGUCUGAGUGGCUGCUAAUUUAGGAUGUUCUUAAUAAUUAACAGUAAGGGAUCAGUGAAUGUGAUGCUUUUUUUUUUUUUUUUUAAUGCAACUAAUUGAAUUAGAUAAACGUAGAUUUUUUUUAAAUCAGAAUAAGUGUAUAUUUAUGUAAACUAAGUUAUAACUCAGUGGUACACACAAAGUCGUUAAACUGUUUUUUGGUUUGUAAUGAGAUCUACAUCAUAACCUCAUGACUAAUAGUUCAUACUACAGCUUCCCUAUUUCAUCCCUAACAGACCAAACUACACUCCGUCAUUCCAUCCAUUUCAUGUUAAUGUAUUGUUGUGGAUUCCAACUCCCUUUUAGUUUGUUGUUUGUUUGGUAUGCAGUGUAUGUGCCUCUCCGAGAGACCAACAGUCAUUAAUGCCGUGGCUAACUUGUGAGACAUUUUCUGGUUUGAAAAAAAAAACCCUUUUCAGGUUUUCUACCAAAUGGGUUGCACUUUUAUCUUUCACUAUUUCUACGUUGCCGACAAGUAAACCAGUAUUGUUGUUUUUAGAAGCAAGCAGUGCUCAAGCCUUGGCGUCCACUGGCACUCACUGUUUUAUAGCUUCUCAACCCCCCAGUUGCAGAUUGUUAUUAAUCGGAUGUCAUGACCUCAGACUGCAUGUUGAACGACAACUGAUCUGCCAAAUAUUUGGCACGAUAGUAAAAUUAGUAAGGGGUGGCGAAUCAAAAUGUGUCUUGCUCGUUAUUUUCACAGUUUUAGAUAGAAAUAUUAUAAAUGAUUUGAUCUCCCGUAGCUGCAUUCACUAAUGGCAACGUCUACUGUAACUUUAGACCCAGGAGGUUUCCUACGAAGCAAUCCUAAAACAGUUGACAUGAUAUAUUAGGAUUGCUUUAUAAUGUUGCACAGACAUGCGUUGUCUUCAGAGGAUGAAUCCUACUGACUCUUCAUCGAGGGCCAUCCUCGGGUCAAAAUUAAAAUGAGUCUUUGGUUUAUGACCAAAUACCUGCAGAACUGAUGCCAUUCAGUUCAGCCUCGGCUGUACUCUGUGUUUACUGCUAAUCAGCUAAUGUUAACACGCUAAACUGUGAUGGUAACCAUGGUAGACAUUAUAGCUGCUAAACAUCAGCACGUUGCAUGAUACAUGCUGAAGUUAGCGUUUAGUACAGCCAGAGCUUGUCUGGGGAUGUGUGAAUGCUGGCAGCGGCACAGUUCCAUCAUUAGACUGUAGCAUGAUACUGGUACGUGUGAUGGUGUAUGUGUUGAUCCAGAGCUGAUUUGACUAUUUUUAUUUUUUCAUUCACAUUCUGAAGUCAUGCUAUCAGAUGAUGUCUAACCAUACACUCAUGCACUGCACAUUGUUGGGCUGAAUACUGGACACAUCUUCUAUUCUACAAACGUGGUCAGCAUCGCAUUCAAACCUCCACUUUUUGAGGCAUUUCAUUUAAUUUUCCUGCUUUCUUGCUAACUUUCCUAAUAAUGAUUUUGAGCUUUUUUUUCCACACAUACACUGUAAAAAAAAUUAGCUUUUUGAGUUUAUUCUUAAUCAUUAUUUUAUUACUAAAACUGUUCUGUAUUGUACGCUUCUUGUGAAAUUGAUUUGACCUUUUAGUUAUGUUGCAUUUUUAUGAGCUGCAUUCCAAGGCUUAUGUAUAUUGGCUCCUGUUCAUGGAUGGAGACGUCUGCUGAAAAGACCUCAGAAGUCGGGCCUGUUUUCUUAUUCAUGCAAUAAAACGAUGUGCACGUGAAGCAU